AUGGCGGAAAAAUUAAAUGCGAAUGACAAACAAAAUUAUUCAGAUAAAAAUAUCGAUAUUAAUGGGAGUACAGAGUUAUUAAUAUCAUUUCUGUCUGAGUUAAGAUAUCUUAUAAGAAGUUUCCGUAAUAAAUUAAUAAAAACAUAUCGGACGUACGUUAAAGUCCUCGAAGCUGAUGAAAAUAAAUUAACUAUUCCCUAUUCAUCAUUUAUAAAAGCCGACGGGCAUUAUCACAGAAUAAUAAAAUUGUUAGAUGAUUUCUUGAAAGUAUUUUCGAACGACUACCUUGACGUCGUGACGUCACUAAGCGAACUAAGUUUAUUAUAUAAUCAGUAUAAUAAUCUAUUGAUUGAAAAAGAUAAUAUAGGUAAUGAUUCACAGAAAUAUUAUCAUUUGAUAAAUAAAUUAGAGUCUACAGCUCACAAAUAUGAAAAAUUAGCUGUCGAUUUGAAUAAAAAAAUUAAUAAUUUUCGUUCGUUACAAAACAGUUUAAAAAAUUUGGUUAUUAUUUACAAAUCAUUCAGUGGAAAAAGAUUCUUUAUUUCAAUAAACAUAAAUAGCGAUGAUUUGAAAAGUAUUUUAGAGUUCAAUAACAUUUCUAAUAAACGCAAUGAAAUUAAUAAUAAUUUUAUACAUAAUUACGGUGAACGAUUAAAGAGGUUAAGUAAGCCUGUUUUGAACCCAGUGUCCUCAUUAAAUAAUAAUUACUCCGAAAAAGUACCUAAUAAUAAAUUUUCGAUAAAAAAACCCGCAGCUCAACCGGAAUUCGAAACCGGGUUCGAAGAUGUUGACAUGAAGGACCCAAGUAUUUUGGGAAAACGUUCACGUGAAAGAGAUAAUUUGAUUAAUGAAUUGAAAGAAAUUCACAAAACUAAAAAAAUGAUUAAGCCGGACUUCAAAACCGACUCCGAGGACGUUGACAUGAAGGACCCAAGUAUUUUGGGAAAACGUUCACGUGAAAGAGAUAAUUUGAUUAAUGAAUUGAAAGAAAUUCACAAAACUAAAAAAAUGAUUAAGCCGGACUUCAAAACCGACUCCGAGGACGUUGACAUGAAGGACCCAAGUAUUUUAGGGAUACGUUCUACUAAAAUAGAAGAUUCAGUUAACGAAUCCAAAAAAAUUAUAAAAAGCAAUGAAGUGACCGAAUUACCUGCGUUAGCAUUAUCAGCAACGAACACUGAAGUAAAAACCGCUGGAAUAUUGGAGGACAUCGAAUCUGACGAAGACAUUAAUCGAUUAAUCGAAAAAGCUAAUGAUUGGUUAGGUUAUGUUAACCAAAAUAUUCGAUUCUUAUUAAAUUUAGAAGGUUUCGAUGACUUUCUUAAGCAACAGCCAUAUUUAUUACCAAUUUCAAAUGAGCUUGAUAAACAAUCACAAUUGAAAAAUAUAUAUGAUGAUAUGAAAAGACGAGAAAAUGAAUUGAUAAAAAAUAAACAUGAAGAUAUGAACUCACUUGAUAUUAAUUCGAUCGAUUACUUAUAUAAAAAAUUAUUGAUUUCCGAGGUAAUAUAUUAUUUUGUAUUUUAUUCUGCAAAUAUGAUGAUCGAUAAAGUCUUAACUCCAUAUUACGAGUCAAAGUUGGAAAAGGUAGAAGAGAUGACUAAAGUUAAAGAGGAAGUUGAAACGUUGGAUAAAACAGAAAUUGAUAAGUUCAUUGUUAUUAUAUUCAUGUUGGAAAAAGUGAUUGAUAAAUUGAAAAAUAAAAUCGAUGAAGUAGAAAAAGACUCUAUUAAUGAUAAAGAAAAUGAGGAAGAAGCGAACAGAAUAAUGUACAGGCAGGAAAUAAAUGAUGCGUUUAAAAACUUUGUUAAUACAAAGUAUAAAGUUUUAGUGGUACUUUAUAAACUUUCCGAUGAAGAAAAUCCAUUUAACGUAAUAGCUCUUAAGAGAUCAUUAAAACAAUUAGAUAGUGAAUUGGAACAAAAUGGCAAAUAUUAUGAAACAGAACGUCUUAACUAUUAUUCGCGGUAUUUGAUAAACGCACGAUAAAGUGGAAUGGGAUAAAUUAUGCUGAAUUAUAUUGAGAUUUAAUAU
Microplitis demolitor is the source of this 2034-nucleotide messenger RNA. RefSeq lists its product as uncharacterized. The transcript has a single exon. The record is from RefSeq and is marked provisional. NCBI's taxonomy places the organism in Eukaryota, Metazoa, Arthropoda, Insecta, Hymenoptera, Braconidae. The coding region runs from base 1 to 1989 and encodes 662 amino acids.